AAAGCCCCACAUAUAAAUAGGGGAAGAGGAAACUCGGGCGGGUUACUCUGCCUUCUUCUCUUCUUCUGAUUUUGAUGGCUUCCUUCACUCUUCUCUCUUCUUUUUCUUCUGCUAAAAAAAAUACUCUCAUCUCUUCCUUUUCUUCUUCCUCCUCUCUCUAUCGCACAAGCCUUGCUCUCAAACGAACCCGGCCUCCCAACUCCGUCAUUAAUUGUGAAAUCAAUGAACCAGUGAAUGAGAAGCCUACUGUGCCAAUCAUUAAUGAUGUGAUACUUCCAACGUUCUUGCAAGCCAAAUGCUUAGAGAAUGCAGUUAACAGAGAUAAUACCAAGCUGAAUCCCAAACUGAAGUUAUUUUCUGGAACUGCGAAUCCUUCACUUUCUGAGGAAAUUGCUUGGAACAUGGGGCAUGAACUGGAGAAGAUCACCAUCAAGCGCUUUGCUGAUGGUGAAAUUUAUAUCCAGUUGCAAGAAAGUGUUCGAGGAUGUGAUGUUUUCUUGAUUCAGCCCACUUGCCCUCCAGCCAAUGAAAACCUUAUGGAGCUUUUGGUGAUGAUAGAUGCAUGCCGAAGGGCUUCAGCCAAAAAUAUCACUGCUGUGAUUCCAUAUUUUGGAUAUGCCAGAGCUGAUAGGAAGACACAAAAUCGUCAAUCCAUUGCUGCCAAAUUGGUCGGGAACGUUAUAACAGAAGCAGGUGCAGAUCGUGUUAUAGCUUGUGAUCUUCACUCUGGGCAAUCCAUGGGUUAUUUUGACAUUCCAGUGGACCAUUUACAAUGUCAGCCUGUUAUCACGGAUUACCUUGCUAGCAAGAAGAUUAGUUCCAAUGAUCUGGUGGUGGUCUCUCCUGAUGUCGGGGGAGUUGCUAGAGCACGUGCUUUUGCAAAAAAAUUGGAUGCACCUUUAGCCAUUGUCGACAAAAGACGCCAGGAGCACAAUCUUGCUGAGGUUAUGAACCUGAUUGGUGAUGUUAAAGGAAAGGUUGCUGUCAUGGUUGAUGACAUGAUUGACACAGCAGGGACUAUUUGCAAAGGUGCAGAACUUUUGCACGAGGAGGGAGCACGGGAAAUCUAUGCAUGCUGUACACAUGGUGUUUUUAGCCCCCCUGCAAUUGAAUUGUUGUCAAGUGGCUUAUUUGAAGAGGUUAUCACGACAAACACAAUUCCUGUGAUGGACAGACACUACUUCCCCCAGCUGACUGUUCUCUCAGUUGCAAACCUUCUUGGUGAAACAAUUUGGCGUGUACAUGGUGAUCGUUCCGUAAGCAGCAUUUUUCAGUAGCCAGGAAUAUAAGUUAUAGAGUUUUUCCAGCCUUGUUUUCCUAUGUAUGUAGAGCCAAAUAGAAACUAUUUAUAUUUUCAGAAUUAGAAGGGUUAAGGUAGAUAUGCAAAAAAAAUUGGAUCACAUAGGCAAAUGCUGGAAGAAUGAUGUUAAUAGUAUGUGCAAUCAAUACAUUU
Messenger RNA from Solanum tuberosum (potato), 1453 nucleotides. RefSeq names its product ribose-phosphate pyrophosphokinase 1-like. The transcript has 8 exons. Bases 75 to 1277 code for a protein of 400 amino acids. Gene Ontology annotation, cellular component: cytoplasm; ribose phosphate diphosphokinase complex. Gene Ontology annotation, biological process: 5-phosphoribose 1-diphosphate biosynthetic process; purine nucleotide biosynthetic process; ribonucleoside monophosphate biosynthetic process. Lineage: Eukaryota; Viridiplantae; Streptophyta; Magnoliopsida; Solanales; Solanaceae. The record is from RefSeq and is a predicted model, not a curated record. Gene Ontology annotation, molecular function: ribose phosphate diphosphokinase activity; magnesium ion binding.